This is a messenger RNA of Striga asiatica, 672 nucleotides long. NCBI's taxonomy places the organism in Eukaryota, Viridiplantae, Streptophyta, Magnoliopsida, Lamiales, Orobanchaceae. The record is from the annotation of a GenBank genome assembly.
ACAAGUUCCCCCGUUGAGCACCAAUCAUUUGACCAUGGAAAACUUGUGGAGGACGAAGAUGACAAACGUUUGUAUGUCGAGGAUGGGUCAGCGAAACCGGAUGCAUAUGAGGGCAUGUCGGAUCUUACUCCAGAUACCGAUUUAUUGAAGGAGCUACCUGAUGACUAUACAUUUGAAACUGCGCUUGCAGACUUGAUCGAUAAUUCCUUGCAAGCUUUGUGGUCUAAUGGGAGAGGAGAUGAUAAAUUUAUAAGUGUGGAAUGGCAUACAGAAAAAAUUUCCAUUUUUGAUUCCGGACCAGGAAUGGAUGGCACUGAUGGGAAUCUAGUUAAGUGGGGAAAAAUGGGUGCAUCUCUGCACAGGUCAGUACGAGGACAAGCUGUGGGGGGAAAACCUUACUUGAAGCCUUUCUUUGGCAUGUUUGGAUAUGGGGGUCCUGUCGCGACCAUGUUCCUGGGCAGACGUGCUGUUGUCUCAUCAAAGACGAAGAAUUGCAACAAAGUAUUUCCAUUACAUUUGGAAAGAGAAGCGUUAGUGAAUGCAUCUAGUCAGAGAAAUGUUGGAAGGUUUAUGUUCGUUUUGGUUAAGACGAAAGGAGGGAUGAGAGAUCCUUCUGAAGAUGAGAAGAAGAACUCCCCUCACGGGAGCUUCACGAAGGUGGGUUUUCCCUGA